Messenger RNA from Spodoptera littoralis (African cotton leafworm), 1623 nucleotides. The record is from the annotation of a GenBank genome assembly. Lineage: Eukaryota; Metazoa; Arthropoda; Insecta; Lepidoptera; Noctuidae.
AUGUUAAGAAGUAGAUGUUUUAUAAAUAUAUUCAGUAGAAAAUGUUUACAAGUCAAAUUAUUACAGAAACGGUAUAAUAAUGUUCUAGUGCGACGCAAUCUGUAUCAAAUACAAAGUUUUCGCUUAUCAUCGGUUUUAUACCAGCUGGCAACAAAGUGUAGGUUCAGUAUCAAUUCGUCAGUGAAGAUGGCAACGUCGUGGUCCAUGGGCCCAGGUACUCUGGAAGUGCCUUUAUCCUUAUUUGCUAAGAACAGGAGUCGGCUGGCAGACAAAUUAAAAAGUGGGCAAGUAGUUGUCCUACAAGGCGGCGACGACAUUAGCCAUUACGACACCGACAUUGAAUAUGUGUUUAGACAGGAAUCCUACUUUACCUGGGUCUGUGGUGUCCGUGAGCCUGGCUGCUACUUUGCUCUAGAUGUAGCCACGAGGAAAGCACAUUUAUUUGUGCGCCGUCUACCUGAAGACUAUGAAAUCUGGAUGGGAAAGUUACUCAGCUGUGAUGACUUCAAGAACAUUUAUGCAGUUGAUGAAGUUCACUAUGUUGAUGAGCUCCAGACUGUGCUCAAAAGCUUAAACCCUGAGACAUUAUUGACUUUGUGUGGUCCCAAUACAGACAGUGGCUUGACCGCCAAGGAGGCUGUGUUUGAGGGAAUUGAUGAAUUCAAUGUCGACAAUGAAACACUUUUCCCUAUCAUUGCCGAGCUGCGCGUUCUCAAGACCCCUGAGGAGAUUGAAGUACUGCGUUAUGUGUGCAAAGUCUCGUCUGAUGCUCAUAAACAGGUGAUGUUAUACGCGAAACCAGGUAGAAAAGAGUAUCAAUGUGAGUCAGUGUUCCUGGACCAUUGUUACCGCGUGGGCGGGUGUCGUCACGUGUCCUAUACUUGUAUCUGUGGCUCCGGACACAAUGGCGCCACUCUACACUAUGGACACGCUUCCGCACCAAAUUCUAAGCUCAUUCACGACGGUGAUAUGUGUUUGUUCGACAUGGGCGGGAACUACGCUGGCUACGCCGCUGACAUCACUUGCUCAUUCCCUGCGAAUGGCAAGUUCACAGAAGACCAGAAGCUUAUCUAUGAAGCUGUGCUCGCUGGAAGAGAUGCUGUCAUUAGGGAAGCUAAACCAGGCGUGCUGUGGACUGACAUGCACCUAGCAGCCAACAGAGCUAUGCUGGAACAUUUGAAGAAAGGGGGCUUGCUUCAAGGCGAUAUUGAAGACAUGAUUGCUAAUGGAAUCCAUGGCAUUCUGCAGCCUCAUGGUCUAGGCCACUUACUGGGACUGGACGUCCACGACGUGGGCGGGUACCUGCCUCACUGUCCCCCUCGACCGUCAGGCCCACUCGCCCGUUUGCGAACCGCGCGCCCUCUACUCGCAAAUAUGACGCUCACUAUCGAACCUGGCUGUUAUUUUAUACCCAGACUUCUAGACGGUGCUAAGAACAACCCAGCACAAGCAAAAUUCUUUAACUGGGGGAAAUUGGACAAGUUCCGCGGUUUCGGUGGCGUGCGCAUUGAAGACGAUGUGCUCAUUACUGAAUCCGGGGUCGAGAACCUCACCUUUGUGCCAAGGACUGUCGCCGAAAUUGAAGAACACAUGGCUAACGGAGCUAACUUUAAAAGUUCAUAA